Messenger RNA from Mesorhabditis belari, 792 nucleotides. The record is from the annotation of a GenBank genome assembly. Lineage: Eukaryota; Metazoa; Nematoda; Chromadorea; Rhabditida; Rhabditidae.
AUGGACUCUUUGCCGGAAGAACUGAUCAAAAAAAUUUUCGACUUCUGCGAUUUCUAUUCACUUCUACAAAUGAGACAAGUGAAUAUCCGGCUCAACUUUUACGUCAACAAUCAUUUAUGGAGAAGAAAAGAGCUUUUUUUGGGCACCGACUACAUUCAGGAAAAUCCGGAUUUAACAAAUGAAAUGAAUGAAACGACACUGAAAAUCGAAAAAGUCGUCGAGUUUCUGGGAAAUUUCAUGCCAAAACUGAAGACAUUGUCCCUAUCAAAGGCUCCGUGCAAAAUAUCGUUGACGACUGUUUGUCAGCUUUCAUCUUCUGUGCUAAACUUGGAAGAGUUAGAGAUCUCUUGCAAUAAUGGUUAUCCAAUCGUUGAACCGGAUGCUUUACGAGGAUUGGUGAUGUUUAAAGAGUUGAGAAUUUUGUCGGCAAAAGAUUGGCAACCGAAGAUGAUCGUGAGGAGAGGUGGUUGUCAUCGACAAGACGGUCUUCCGUUAAUCGUCGAGCUUGAAACACUCACAUUAAGCAGUUUGAGAGACGAUGUUGUCAAAGUUUUAUCUCAAAUGAAGACUGAAGGAGUCACAAUGCCAAAGUUGAAGCAAGUAAUGUUGUAUGAUGGGUUAAGUUCACCACAAAUGCCUUCAAUUCUCUCAUGGUUUAUUGAAAAGCAUCAAACGUUGAGAAAAAUUGUCUUGCAAAAAGUCCUUUUCACAACGAUUUCGGAAUUGGAAACGUUUUUGCUUGUAAUCGUUCAACAUAAUCAUCUCGAAGAAGUAACACUUAAAGAAUGCAAU